AGCUACACAGACUGAGGUGACUGCAACCGCAGCAGAGCGUCGCUCGGCCCCCACGGCGACAGCCUCCAGUGUCGCCGUCACGCUUUCCGCCGCAGAGCGUCGCUCAGGUGCGCAAAAGAGGGCCCACGCAGAGCCCCUGGCUGCGGCCCUCCCAGAAGAACCUUUUGCAUCCCAAUUACCAUCCAAGCAUGCCACACCCGAGCUCAACAUAAGUUGCAACUUAGAGGGAGAAGCUUUUAGUGGUAGAAUGAGACCCUCUGUGCUGAGUGCAGAUUAUGCUAGCGCAGACGUGGUGGAUCCAGAGGUUGCUCUUGUCAACAACCUCGCCACCACCACCCAUGAGUUAGGGGUCCAAACUGGCACAGACUUUUGGGACCAAUGGCGCACCGAUUUUCUUCACUGGGCCUUUCCGUUCAGUUUGCCCGCCCCCGCAAGCGGACCAGACUACCCGCAGAAACCCAAGUUUCGCCGGGUUGCAGACGCACCUGUCUUGGGGCCCAUGCAACACCUGAAACACAUUACCGGUCGAGUGGAAAGCUCCAUUCGCAACUCAUGGGAUCUAGUACCCGGUCUCCGUCGCAUCACUUCAAAAUGGGCUGCAGUGUGCGGGGGUGCUCUCUGGCGAAGGUGGAACACCAAUCGCAAACAGAUUGAACCCGUACCGGUCUCCGAAUGGGUGCGUGCAGCCGAAGGACUAUACCAAAAAUUGCGACGCGGAAAGUAUGUCUCCGCAGACGGUCGCGAACGACCAAUUCAGUAUGACACACGCAAAUUAUUCUUUGCUAAGGGCCUCACCGGACCCGAAAACCAACUGUUGCAAGAUGUGCGAUCCAUGCAGCGCACGAUGCCUGGAACCAUUGAAGUGCGACGUCGUAUUGGUAGGUACUUGUUCGGAGCAAGGGUCGAAUUUGGAGAACCUUUGUUCAUCACCAUCUCGCCAACCAUGAGACACAAUGCACUAUCCUUGAAACUGUCACGCUAUCGCACAGCGGACCCGGGCCGCAGCGCCUGCCCGGAAAGCUUCAAUCCACCCGUGUGGGAAAGCCAUGGAACUGAGAUUGAAAUCCCUGGAUAUGACAUCCGUCGAGAAAUUACAGCUCGAGAUCCUUGGGCUGUAGUCCUUAGUUUCCAAACCAUGGUGCGUUUCAUUUUUGCACAGCUGCUCGGCAUCCGAAUGUGCUUUCGUUGCCCCACUUGUGAUUGUCGAGAUCCACAGGGUUACAGCACACAUCCCACUGGUGGGGUUUUGGGGUUCGUCCGCGCCAUUUGUGGCGCCAUCGAGUAUCAGGCUAAUGCAACACCCCAUUUCCAUUGUAAUGUGUAUGCAGAAAGCAUUUGGCAGGAACCAUUGAGCUGCCUGCUCCAAAAAAUCCAAGACAAGCACAUCGACUUUGGAGCGUUCCAGCACUUCCACGAAUGGAUUCACACCGAACAGCAUCCCCAUCCAGCCGACCACGUGGAGCAAGCAUCCUACUUCGAAAGAGAAUGGCAAGACAACUUCAGCAAGGCUACUCACAAUCUUUUGGGCCAGUGGCCAGAUUUCCUUCGAACCUCAACUGCCGAAAGUCCUUGGCUAGAGACCCGCUCGCCCGAAGGAGACGCCUGGUUGUCCGGAACCAUGACCGCCUUUUCCGUGUGGCUAUUCGGCAACUCUCACACAGCCGUGAACUAUCGGGCGCCGCUUUGUUCGGAGACACAUGACCCCGAGUGUCAACGGAACUGCCUCCAGCAGGCGACCGCCGGAAAGCUGCAACGGCUCAUGCAGCAGGCGGCGCGACGAGCCACCCGCUACUUCACAGGGUACCUGCAAAAGCCACAACCAGUCGGACGGAAAGAACUGCAGCAAGCCGCCAAACAGCUGCAUUUCCUCCACACAAGCACUGGCAAAGAUCCGACCGGGGCCCACUAUCGCAAGGUGGCCAGUCGCGUGUUUGGCGACCUUGAGUUUCGAUGUUCCGUCCGACCAAUCACCGAAGAGUUCACGUUAGCUGGUUUCAGUGAUGGCCAAGAUCCCACAGCUGCCGAGUGUAUCCGUUCUUUCCCGACCGUGCCAUUCAUCGGCAUAGAAUGGCUGACAAUGCUAGACGGCCGGAAGGAACAUCGCCACAAGGUCAAACCAGCCGGAUACACAACCACUGAGAUUAAGUUGUCGGAAGUAUACGGAUGGCGUGGACAGGAUGUCCGAGUGUAUUAUCUGUCACCCUGGGAAUUUGUAAAAUGGUGGACCUUGAAAAAACUCCGGCCGCCACCCAACACAGGGCCUGUCCCGUCCGAGUGCUUAAGCGAGUGGAUGCCAGACCACGACCUCACCUCCGUACCUGAAGAUGGGUGGCAAUUUGGCCGAGACUAUUGCUGGAAGGAAAACAUACCCAGCUCUCUUGCAGAAACGAUCCUGCGGCUGCCAGAACAACCAUCGGUCGCGGCCGCAGCAGAGUGCUAUUUGGAACGACACUCAGAGGCCUUAGUUCCCUAUCCAACCAGCUGCCCACUGCCUCGUCCGGACAUGUCGAAAGAGGACCAGGCGCGGCUACUGAAUGUGUAUCUCCGCCCUUGGACUUUGGACGCCAAUGCCGUGAGCUUGCAUGUGCCACACAUAACAGCUUUGGAUCUGUCCUUUGAAGCUCGCACCGCCAAUAGGCCCACCCACCGUUUGCACACUAAAAUUUCUCCCGGUGCGCGAAACCAUCAGACCUCAUGGAGAGAAUACAUUCACUCCCACAUCGUGUCGCACCAUGCAAAACGAACGAUCCAAAAUUUUUUGGCCGCGGCCGAGUGCUCCCCAGAAGAAACGGACCCAGUAGAAGCCCCCGUAGACCAUCCCCACUCGGAAGUUGACACGUCUUGGGUCGAUGUGGCCACGGUCCAAAAGUUAACCCAAGGCAUUGGUUUCGAGUACUCCAAACGUAGCAAUCCCGCUGUGCAACAAAUUCUUGCAACCUGGGGGACUCAGACACCAGCUCAGCAGAUUGCUUGGAAAGUGAGCCCUGGCAUACCCGAACUCCCGCCCUCCGACACUGCCGAGGCAGCGCGUCGCGCCGCUGCGGCGGAGCGGCCGCCAGCCGUGCGAUGGAUCUAUGGGAAUCUGAACGAGACAGCAGCUGCCGACUGGCUCCGCAGUUUGCAGCAGGCGGAGACAGGGCCCGUGCCCACGCCCGAACAGAGCCAGUUCCUGCAGGCCAUCAUAAACCGCUGCUUAACAGAAACCACCGAAGAACAGACCCAGCGGAUCGGCAAGAGUGAACCCUGGAGAGGGAUUUGCCAUGGAGUCCCCGGCGCAGGCAAGAGUCAAACGUUGAAAUGGCUCCGACGAUUCUUUGAGGAACUCUGCGGGUGGCGCCACCAGACGGAAUUCGUCUAUCUAGUCCCUCAAAAUACACAGGCCGCGCUAAUUCAGGGUAUGACGCUGCAUGCGUUCGCGAACAUCCGCAUCAAAGCCAAAGGCCAAGGCGGCGAACGAGAGCGGGGGCCCGACCAAUUCGUCCAGUACCAACGGUUGCGGUGGCUCGUGCUAGACGAAAUUUCCACAGUCGGUCUCGAAGUCCUAGCCGCCCUCGAAAAAAAGGUCGCCCAAGCCACCCGAACAAAAGGCACUUGGAAGAACAAUGGCAAGGGCGAGGCGCGACCGUUCGGCGGCCUCAACCUCAUCCUGACAGGCGAUCUCUGGCAGUUUCCACCCGUGAAGGCCACCGCCAUUUUCCAAAACCCCUUCGCCGGGGGCACUUCCUGCCAGGUGGCCGGGCUCCAAAAGGUUUUGUGGUCACGCACUGAGUCCGGUAUCCACGCACUCUUCGAGUUGACCACCGAGCAACGUUGCGUGGACCCCUGGCUAAGCCUAGUCUUGAAACAAGCACGCCACGGUUCCAUGUCGCAGGAUGUCUGGUGCUUUCUCCAUGGGUUUCCGACCCGGCGCCCAGGUGCGUGGGACUUCGACACCAAGUCUUGCCUCUGCGGCACGGCUGCCUGCCAGACCCUCCCCCUUGCAUGGGCAACUACUCCACAUCUACCUUGGGAAGAUCGCUUAGAACAAGAAUGCCCCCAGUGCCGAAUCGAAAGACGGCGCAGGUGCAUGCUAGGUCGGGAUCCAAAGUCCGCGAAAUUUGCGGCGCAACCAUUCAUCCACGGUCUCAACGCAGCCAAAUACAUAGCCACUAAUCUCAGAGCUCGUGAAGUAGCAGUUAGCAAACAGCAAACCAUCCUUUGGGUGAUCGCCGCGGACACCCCUCUUUUCCACUUGGACACCGAUGCACCGGCUGAGUUGCAAGCUCGGAAGAGCAACUGGCUGCAGCGGCGUUGGACCUUGCACGAACUUGACAUUGCACGACUCUCCCGCACGACACCCGGUGCAGAACUGGUCCUGGAAAAACUACCCUUGGCGCUCUACGUCCAGAUUCCGGGUUCGACAUGGCAACUACACCCAGCCCUGCCACCUGGCGUCGCGUGCGUCAAACCUACGGUCCAGCAGUGGACCCUGCAGCCAGGGGGCCGCGCGACCAUCGCCCGCAGAGGGUUUCCAGUGGCAUCCGGCUAUUCCGGAACAGCGCAUUCCUUCAUGGGCGCUACGUUGGAAGCGUGCACCCUGGACCUAGGUUUUUGGGACACCGCCCCGUCACGGGAUGCGCAACUCAGCGCAUACAUGUGCCUCUCAAGAGUCAAACGGUGCGAAGACGUUUGUGUGACCCACGCCUUUUCCCCUAACCUAUUUCAAAACGGAGAGCUCACUGGUCCACAUACGUAUUUGGAGUUCCACCGCAAGAAGCUCUCUCUAGCGCAAGCCAAAGCUCGGUUUGAAAAAGAUGCACCCAAGCGAAGACGUCAGCCCGAUGUCAUGCUCUAUUGCCGCAACUGCAGCCCUCGCAGCAAUAUGCCAGACAGACUUCUACCCCUUCGAGACUUCGUCACUGUCUGGGACCGGGAAGCCUGGUAUGAAAUUUUGAAACAAGGAAUGGACCGUCUUUGCACGCAGUGCCGAAGCCCAGAGUCAGGAAAGCAGCCUCCAACACCAACAGAUGCACCAGAUGCAUGUAUUUUGAUACAAUGCGAAUUUCCUGCCAGUCUAUUUCGUAUCACCGGAACAGAGCUCAGCUUCGCCAACGGCAAGAGC
Messenger RNA from Durusdinium trenchii, 5101 nucleotides. The record is from the annotation of a GenBank genome assembly. Lineage: Eukaryota; Dinophyceae; Suessiales; Symbiodiniaceae.